CCAACCAAAAAUAAGGUUUCGUGGAAAUUUGAAUCUGCCAUGGAACAACUGCGAAGUGAAUGUGUACAAUCAAAGAGUGAUUCGGCUCUAGCGUGUUUCAAGUAUAAAGUGUUUAGCGCCAUUGAUGAACUAUUCAAGAAUGAUUCAACAGAGGUGUCAGAAGCUGUGUCCGUCGUGCGCAACUCGGCACCCGCUGACGAGGGCCAUGGGAUACUGGAACAAGUGCAGGGUUAUGUGCAGACCCACGAUGUGAUGGUGAACCUGCCGGGAGACUCACAGCUCACACUGUCUUCACGGAACAUCAACAACGGCGAGCUCAACCUCAGCCUCAAAUUCGAUCAAGAAGAUUCAGCCGACAACCUUACUGAGGCUCGCAGGAGGAAGAAGGGAAAGCUGAAGAAGAUUCUGGUCCCAAUUGCAGUGUUCCUGCUGCUGAAGGCCCUCACCCUCAUUCCCCUGUUCAUAGGCAUCCUGGGCAUCAAGGCAUGGAAUGCUCUGCAGUUGAGUUUCGGCUCUUUCGUCCUUUCAUUCGCUCUGGCAAUCUUCCAGUUAUGCAGGAAGUUGGCUGGUGAUUCUGCACCUCCUCAGACAAUUGUGGCUCACCCUUCUGGUUAUGAUUCUCGACGCAGUUUCGAUACUGGGUUCGAUGCCCAGAAUCUCGCCUAUAGCGCUUACUCACAGGGCGCCUGAGGAGUUGAAUGACAUCGUUAUGACGAUUAGAUCUUCAAGCUCCAUACACAGAUGGCACGACCUACUAAGGAAGACUUUUACGCGAUGACACGUGGACAGAGACGAUGGGCCUGCAACUCACGGUACCUGAUACGACAGAAUUUUAUAACUUAAACAGAUCGAAAUGUAUUAGAUUUCUGAGGCAAAUAAUUAUGUAUAUUAAGU
Cryptotermes secundus is the source of this 894-nucleotide messenger RNA. RefSeq lists its product as uncharacterized. The record is from RefSeq and is a predicted model, not a curated record. The transcript is spliced from 3 exons. Lineage: Eukaryota; Metazoa; Arthropoda; Insecta; Blattodea; Kalotermitidae. Bases 40 to 690 code for a protein of 216 amino acids.